UAUGAAAAUGGCGGCGAGUCAGGGAGGCGGAGGAGCAGUUUCGGCUUUGCAUGGCCAUCACUACCCGAGUGGACCUCACUGGAACCCGGGGAUACUUCAACAUCAGCACCAUCUCCACACGGCUCGAAGCCUGGAUCGCGCUCUAGAAGAUGCGGUUUGUUCCGGCAUAUUGAAUCUCAGCGGGAGAAAGCUGAGAGACUACCCCGGCUUGAGCUACGACCUUACGGACACGACACAGGCAGAUCUAUCAAAGAACAGGCUGACGGAGAUUCCUCCAGAGGUCUGCCUGUUUGCACCUCUGGAAUCGCUCAACCUGUACCACAACUGCAUCAGGGCUGUCCCAGAGGCCGUCAUCAACCUGCAGAUGCUCACGUACCUGAACAUCAGUCGGAACCUCCUCUCAAUGCUGCCAAAAUACUUGUUUGAUCUUCCGUUGAAAGUGCUAGUUGUGAGCAACAACAAGCUAAUCUCUGUUCCUGAAGAAAUCGGAAAAUGUAGAGACCUCAUGGAAUUAGAUAUAAGCUGCAAUGAGAUCCAGGUGCUGCCCCCUGAGAUGGGGAGGCUCCACGCUUUAAGGGAGCUGAACACCAGGAGGAACUGUCUGCAGGCUCUGCCUGAAGAGCUGGCUAGCCUGCCCCUUAUCAGACUGGACUUCUCCUGCAACAAGAUCUCCGAGAUCCCGCCCGUCUACCGCAAAAUGAGGCAGCUGCAGCUCAUCAUCCUGGACAACAACCCCAUGAAGUCCCCCCCGGCGCAGGUCUGCCUAAAAGGAAAGGUGCAUAUAUUCAAGUAUUUGAAUAUGAAAGCUUGCAGAACAGACAAGAAACCAGACUCCCUGGACCUCCCGUCUCUCAGCAAGCGAAGCCUCCCACAGCCUUUGACAGAUAGUAUGGAGGAUUUUUACCCCAGUAAGAACCACGGACCAGACUCAGGAAUCGGGAGUGACAAUGGGGAUAAGAGAUUGUCGACAACAGAGCCCUCCGAUGACGACACCAUCAGUCUGCACUCACAGGUGUCGGAGACGGCACGAGCCGACGCCCACCUGCUACUCGCCAAACUGGAAAGUAAAGAUCAGGAGGCCUAUGACUUCAUCGAUCCCAGCACGGAGGAAGAGGCAGCUCUGUCUGAGGAAGAUGUGCAGCAGAGCACCCGCUAUGUGUCCUGUAUGAAGGAGCUUGAGAAAGUGCUGAACAAGUCACACCAAAAUGAAGACAAGGAAAACGGGAAGGAGGAAUCGGGUUCAGAGAAGGAGCCCCUGGCAGAGGAGGAAGAGGAGGAUGAAGUAAAGGAAGUUUUGGACUUGAGGAAGAUAGCAGCCCAGCUGCUGCAACAGGAGCAGCAGAACAGGCGACGGUCGCUCAUAUGUAGAGCGUCGUUCAGUCAGAGCCUUUUCCACCGGCGGAGGGCCACUGCUCGGGCACAAAGAUUCCUCAGCCAAUCAGGGAGCAGCACAAACAGUAAACAGAGAUCGCCCAGGAGUUCCUCACUAGAAGAGGGAAGCACGGGAGAGUCAGCUGUUUCUAGUCAGUCUUCCUCCUCCUCUGUGGACGGUUCCCAAAAAGCCAACCCGGCCGACUCGGAGCCAAAAUGGCCGGAAGGGCACGCCGUUCUUCACCUGGGCGAGGAGCGGCGGCGUAACAAGUAUCUGCGGAAAGAUUAUCUGAAGUACAAGUGCCAGGCUGCCCGGAGAGGUCUCAGCGCAAACAGCAAUGAGUGUGGGGAAGGAAUGCACUCUGCAGAUGUCAGCACAGGAUUAACAGUGUUUGGUUUGAAACCGAGAUCAGCGUUCUCCAGAGGGAGUAACCCGGAGCACAGCCCCUCCGAUCCCGGGUUCACCAUCCGCCGGAGGAUGGAGCACAUGCGGGAGGAGAUGGAGCAGAUCCAGCUCCUGCGCCAGAACCUGGAGUCCAGGCUGAAGGUCCUGCUCCCGGAUGACGUGGGCGGGGCUCUGAUGGAUGGGGUGGUCCUGUGCCACCUGGCCAAUCACAUUCGACCUCGCUCCGUAGCUAGCAUCCAUGUUCCCUCCCCUGCAGUGCCAAAGCUGAGCAUGGCCAAAUGUCGCAGAAAUGUGGAGAACUUUCUGGAUGCCUGCAAGAAGCUUGGUGUGCCACAGGAUAAGCUGUGUUUACCUCAUCAUAUCCUCGAGGAGCGGGGGUUGGUAAAAGUGGGAAUAACGGUCCAGGCCCUGCUGGAGUUGCCAGCGUCGAGGCCGACGCAGCUCUCGGCUGUGUAGCACACCGCCACGUAGCUCUCCCUGCUCUGCCUCUCCGUGUGUCUGUCCGUGGGAUGAGGGUGGAGGGGCUGCCCAGGAUACAGCCGAUCGAGGUGGGAGAGGACCCCCACACCGCUCUCACGUAUGAAAUCAGCCGGGACUUCCUUCUCGUGAAUGUGUCGCCUCCACCAAGACAACCCCUCGAAUACAGAGCCAUGCUGCUCAAGUCAAACCUAGUUUUACUUUGUGACAUGGGGUAACAAAGCAACUAGUUAUUGAUGAAUGCAGUAGAACCUCCUUUAUCCGACACCUAUGGAAUGCCGGUCGUUCGGAAAACUGAAAUAGUUGCUUAAGCGAAACAUGAAUGAAUAUACAUAAAACAUCUGUCACCUAAAUCAAUCCUAGUCAUUUAUUUAAACUUCACCACAAAGAACCAUAAGAAUAUUGUUUUAUCUACUCGCAGUGUGAUCCUUAAACCUAAAAUCAAUAGACUAGUGAACGGGGGUGAGUUUCCCGGAAGCGACAUGUCUUGAAAAUGCACGACUUACUUCAUGCACAAUUUCAAGACAUCUCUUGAAAAUUUCCCAAGAUGUGGUGUGAGUUUUUCCAAGAGUAACUCCAAAGAAUUACUUGAAGAUAGCCUUCUUGAGGUUUGUUUACAAUACGGAAUCAAAAUGACAUCAAGACGUCAGUGCUAGCAAACUGCACUUUCUUCAACAUAAUUGAACUUAAGUAGGCUAUCCAAUUUACAGUUUCAAUAGCCUUUUUAAUCAACAAAAAUUCAACUUGCAGAAGCAGUAGAACAUGAGAAGAUUUUCACAAAACCGCUCAUGUCUGAAAAACGCACACUUGUGGUAGGGUAGGGGACGUAGUUCUACGUAGCCUAUGUUUAGAUUUUCAGACAAUUGUUUUGUCUUUUUGUCGUUAUGACGCCUGAAAGGGAUAAACAGGCCAUGCAAUACUUGGAACCUGUCCCAGGAUGUCGUGGAAAAAUACAAAUUACACAUACUACUUGAGUUGUGUCUUGUUUUGGGAAACACUUGCAAAAUGAGCGAAUGCCAAGACAUUAUUACCACUACAACAUGCUUCGGAAAAACUCACUCCAAUAUAGUAGGCUACGUUCUCUCAACAUUGCCACGUUUAAACAAAAUCUAAAGGAAUUCAGUCAGACGCAGAUGGAGCACUACUGAACAGAGCCAUUAAUCCCAGCCGCCCCCCUUCCCAUCACACACAAAUUAAGUGUAGAAACUCAUAAAAUCCAGUCGCGGAUUUAGAAAUGGUUGGUGGUUAGUGAACUGCAAACUGCGGGGGAAUCCCAGUGUGCAGGGGAAUCCCCCACCUCCUCACUGUCUGGGAAAUCAUUUGUACAACUGUAGCCUGUUUGCCUGGAUUCUGUACAGUACGCUACUGGGAUACCAUAAAUCCAUUAAUUUUUCAACACACAUUUUCUUUACAUUUGUUUUCCGUGGCUAUGGUAUCUAGAUUUACUCCCUUGUGAGGUCUAGCCAAAAUGUAAAUUUGGUCUCCAUGGUGAGGCAUAUUCUUUUCCACUUUGCACCCGCCAUUUCUAGGCUACCCUGCUGAAAAAAACAACUCACCAGGGUAGGCUAUGGUAACUGGCGGGAAGGUCAUUCGGUUCACCGGUCAGUUUGGAUGAAUGGGGUUCUACUGUAGUGACAAAUGUACAUGUUCAGAAAAGCAUCAUGGCCCACUGAUCACACUACUUUAGUGGUGAGGGUCAUCAUGGUGCUGACAAUUUUGGUACUUUCUAGGGCAGUAGUUCCCAACCCUGGUCCCGGAGAUCUAUAGUAGCAUCCUGUAGGUUUUCACUCCAUCCCUAGCAAAGCACACCUCAUGCAACAGCUAAGGAUCUCCUUGAGCUGCUAAGUAGUAGAAUCAGGUGUGCCAAAUUGGGAGUUGAAAAGAAAACAUGUAGUAUGGUAGACCUAACGAGGUUGGGAACUGCUGUGCUAGGACUCCCACUGACACUGUGAUACAAAAACUGAGUUCAUCCCAUUAUUUAUUUUAAAUGAAGCAUUCAAAUUCAAAUUUCAAGAAAAAACAACUGUGAUGCAAAGUCGUUUAACAUUGCACAAUGUAUGUGCCAAUGUAUGUGUCAACUUGCUUGCUACACAGCCAUUCAAAAAACCCUCUUUAUGAACAGUUCUGAUUUUAUACAGAAUCCUAAGGCAUUUGUACCAGUACUCCUGUGAUAUCUCCUCUGUUCCAGUCUGUUUGUGCCGAAUUUGGAGCCCUGGGAUUCUUCAUUUAUUAUUGAUAUCCUGGGCUCUGGUGCUUGGAAUCGAGUGCCAUACUGCUGACAAUGAACUUGGAAUGGUUUGAGUACUAACUUCAUUGGUGGUGAAUGGUGAAUUUAUCAUGAUUAAGCAAGACGUUUCCUGCUCACAAUAUUUUGUUUUACACUAUGUAUGAUGCUGCUAUUUUAUACUUCUUAUCAUAAAAUAACAACAGUUUCAACGUUCUGCACUGACAUCACACAGACAUACUGUAUAUGACAUUCAAUUUGGAUAGAUUACAUUCCAGCUUUCAUUUUCUACACAGCUUGUAUGAAAAUACAUUAUUCCAAAACACAAGCUUGUUCUUACUUUGUUCCUAUGCGUAAUCCUGCUUCAGUUAGAUGCUCUAGUGCUAAACUAUCGGCAGAAAAUCUGAACUUCCAGAAUAGCUACUGUGGUAAUUGUUAAAUAUCAUUCAUUAUGCAUGACUUUAUUACAUUUUGACAUUUCAACAACAACUGCUAAGGACUAGAAUUUUAAUAUAUUUUUAUAUAUGCUAAAUUAGUCAUUAUUUAGGCAUAUUAUCAAUACUUAUCUGUACAUUUUGACUUACCAAUGAAGUAAAAGCAAAAGUUGAUUGAUGUCUUUAGCAGUAAAUAUCAGUCAAACUGGAUACCACAUUUCUCUGUUCUGAAAGUCACAGAAGAGCACUGAAAACAGUUUACAAAAAGGCAUUAAGCAGUUAGUUGCCUGCUUUCAUAUUUGCUUCAAAUACUUAGAUUGCAAUACUUUUUUGAUGGCUAGCCAUUUAAAAGCAGAUCGCCAAACAAUAUGGUAUGAUAACACCUGCUUCCUUUUUCAUUAGUGUUGUAGAAUGAGUGGCUUUUUAAAAACAAUGAAGUAUAAUUUAUUUAGUGGGAUGGUGAUGUCGUGCAGGACCCCCCCUCCCCCACCCCACCACCCCACAAAAAAGGAAGACCAGUGUCUAACCUCAUUUUUGUUGUGUCAAUGGAAAGUCAGGGAGAAGGACUACAAGCUAGAUGGCAGAACAUGAAUAAACAACUGGUGUUUGGCAGGCAGGCAUUUUUUUUUUCUAGGGCAGUAGUUUUGGUGUGAAGCCAUGCCUUGCAUUGACACGCUUUUCUCUUUUUUUAGCUCAGAAGAAUUUGGCUAAGCUUAUACUGCAUUUACCAUUCCUUAUAGAUACCAGCAAUAUUAUGUUUGCAUGGUCUGAUGAUUUUUUAAUUGUACAUUGUUAAAUUAAUGUAACUUAUUUUUGUAAGGUUUUAUAAUUAUCCAUGAAUUGAAGUUUCCUGCUUUCCUGUCGAUGUUGCAGAAAUGUUUAAUGGUCAAACUAAUGCUCCUUUCCUCCUGUGAUCACGGCAAAUACAGUAAUACAUGUGAUUAUUUAUUUCAGGGAAUCUCUAUUUAUGUAUUUAUUUUUUAUUUUGUAAUUUGCUUUUCAGUGUGAAAACAUUUUCAAAGUGUAUUAUUGAACUCUAAGGAUAAGCCGUAUUCAGUUUCCUGGUACUGUUUAUUUUGCUGUUGUGGUUGAUAGGGCGUUGAACACUUUACGCCUAAUUUAGCGUCUGACGGGGUGGUGAGAAGGACAUGGUGUUGUAGCCGAAGCCCUGUUUCUUUGUUCACUGUGCUGUCAGUGUUUAUGUAAAGAAAUGAGCCUGUCAUCAUAUGUGUCCUUUGUUCAGAUUCACUCUGAUUGCACAUGAUUUUUCACUCCCAGGGCCACACAUGGAGUCCCUAUGUUUGAUUUUGAAGUGAUCUCUUGCUGGGAAUAUCUGUCACUCCCUUUGCCAAGUAUUUCAAUGCCAAGCCCCUUUUGACAGCUUGCAGUGCCAUAACUUCUUGGUUGUUUUUCUUCUUUUGUAGCAUCACUUGCAAACUUGCCAUAUCUGUUUAUUCAUGUUGUGAUUGUACUUGGUUGUGUUCUUUUAAGUUCAGUGUGUCGCCAUCAGGAUGGUGUUUCAGAUAAAGACAGCUCUGUACAUCAGAAAUUAUUCUACUUCCCGUCAUGCAUUUGGAGGGAAGUAGGGGUGUUUUAUGGUACCCACACUUUAUUCUGAGGUGCUUCUAUACUGCUGGCAUUAACCCUUUGGUAGAAACAUCUCACUUUAGAUCCUGAGGUACAGGAAGUGAAGGUUUGUCACCUGUAUGGGAAAGUGCCACCAGAAUCAUCCACAAACAAAUCUGGAAAUAAAAUGAAAAUGGUUGCAUAUUUUAUACAGUUACAGAGGGUCGAAAUAAGCCCAUACAACACAUGCAAAGUAUUAUGCUUAUUGCAUAUUUUCUAUUUAAUUUCACCAAAAUAGAAAAAUGUUUUUUUUAAACUGGUUUUUGCGAGAUGUCAAACGCUAAAUGGGGUCAAAAUGACAACAAACAUAGUAGGAGAGUUUAGGCCAGCUCCCCACUGAUCUGUGCUGCAGACAGUAUACAUCUGUCCUUCCAUUGCCAGAAGCCUGAACCCAUGUUACUUCCCUUUUGCUAAAGCACACCAGCUCAGCUGACUAAAUACACUCUACUGCUGAAUGAUAUCUCCAUGUUUACAGUAGUUUUGCAAUGAUGUAGCAAGCUUGUAUCUCAAAUCCCACUACAGCUAUCGGGCUAAUGUUUUUCAGAGAUUACUGUCUCUAGAGAUUUCUUAAGAGGAAGGAUAUAUGUGUCAAUGUUAUUGUUCAAUGUGUAUUUUCUUGGGAGUAUGAAAUGAGCAACGUUCUCUGGAAGGAUUAAAAAUGAUUUGAAACAAAUUGAGGGAUGGGGUUGGUCGACCAUGCCAGUGAGGCAUUGGUAUGUCUAGCCAAACACCAUCCCUGGACAAAACGGAAAUGUCAUAUUAUGCUAAAGGUGUUCUGUAAGCGAUGACUCCAGCCGUAUUGGACACUCCGCAUCACAGGCAAUCUUAUGAAAGUUAUUUGAGUACUAUUGUAAGUGGGCGCUGUGCCUUAUGCCUCAUUGAUGAUACACCAAAGUCUUAAGUCCUUCUUCCCAUGGAUCUGAUGUUGACGGGCCUCCGUCCGCCUGGCUGAGGCCAGUUCUGUGUGUUUUAUGUGUAGGUGUAAGGCUUAUGACUGCUUUUAAAGGUCCAGUUCAAUUUUAAAUACCAGGUUAAAAUUGUGAACUGUAUUCAGUCCAUCAGAUACAUGUCUGUGACUUAAACUGGAGAAAAAGGCCAAAUGAAGUAUAAUUAAAGGGGAAGCCAGUUGGCUUUGUUGGCUUAUUUAAAAAAGCGCCAAAGCUUAUUAUAGUGCUAUAAAUGCACUAAAUUGUAUUCUGUAUUCCUGUACAAUAUGUUAUUAUGGUCCAUAGAAUAACAUAAUGUCAAAAUAUUAGUCCAUUUAGUGUCAAUGCACUGCAAAAGAUGUGAAAACUGAGAAAACUGUAUUCUCAGUAAUAUUUUCACAGAUGGCGUAGCUUUGCAAUCCAUUCACUUAAAUUGAGCCAUGCUUACAGAUGACAAUUGUAGCAAACUCAAUGAGUGGUAAUACUGUAUUUUUGCUGAGGUGUGUGAUGUCACUGCCAUUCCCUGAAUGUGUACAGUGUGAGAAACUACAAUACACAGAGACCCUCUGGUGAUGUGCUGGCUUCAGCUCAUUUAAAGACCACAAUUGUAGGAAUGUUAUUGUCAAUAUUGCUGGAAAUUUCUGGAAACAUUUUUCUCCUGAAUAAUAACAACUUACUGUGAGGAAUCAACUGUGAGUAACAUAUUGGAACAUACAUAGUAAACAGGAAUGUGUCAUGAUAGUUAUUUAUCUGUGUUGGGACACAAUUGAAAGAUUGGAUUUCAACUAUACAUGCAAGUGAUCUUGAGUAAUCCUCAAUUUGCAUCAGCCUGAAUCAACAAGUUACAGUACAUCAGCAUGAAUAUCUGGGGUCCAUUGCAAAACCUCAGGUUUAAACCGUUAGGCCAGAAAACUGCAUUACACAUUUGGAUAUCUGUUCUAGUUGUAAUUUAGUUACCUGGUCUGGUGGAUUCAUUUUGAGGAUUAAACUCCUGUUAAAAACACACCGAAAUUGACCCAUGCAAUCUGCCUUAUGGUACCUAUUGUAUUUUAUGUACCUUAAUUAACUUGUGUAAAUCCAUUUUCUGGGAGAAUGAAAAUUGCCUUUUUUUUUGGGACACACCUCAAUAUUCCUGUGUGUGCUCAGCCUCUAUACUGCUCUUCCACCACGUUUGUUUUUUCAAGUGGACGAUGAUAUCAGGACUUUCUGUGCAAGGAUAUCAGUGUUUCUGUUUUUAUUGAUUUAGAAAUGCUCAUUUUCAUUUAUGUCAGGAAAAAUCCCCACAAACUUUGCUCUGUAUAUAAAUGUUUUGUAUUUAAAAAAUGUGCAUGCCAAAUUGAAAACAUUAGACAAAUGUAUAUAUCUUCUACAAAUUGUAGGGAACUUCUGAAAUAUUUCAAGAAUAAAGGAAAAAAAUAAUAAAGUGGUCUUUUUCCAA
This is a messenger RNA of Conger conger (European conger), 8902 nucleotides long. RefSeq names its product leucine-rich repeat and calponin homology domain-containing protein 2-like. Gene Ontology annotation, molecular function: protein binding. The record is from RefSeq and is a predicted model, not a curated record. NCBI's taxonomy places the organism in Eukaryota, Metazoa, Chordata, Actinopteri, Anguilliformes, Congridae. Bases 2 to 2233 code for a protein of 743 amino acids. The transcript has 21 exons.